This is a messenger RNA of Astyanax mexicanus (Mexican tetra), 6704 nucleotides long. RefSeq names its product zinc finger and BTB domain containing 21 (gene zbtb21). The record is from RefSeq and is a predicted model, not a curated record. Gene Ontology annotation, biological process: regulation of transcription by RNA polymerase II. Lineage: Eukaryota; Metazoa; Chordata; Actinopteri; Characiformes; Acestrorhamphidae. Gene Ontology annotation, cellular component: nucleus. The transcript is spliced from 2 exons. Gene Ontology annotation, molecular function: DNA-binding transcription factor activity, RNA polymerase II-specific; RNA polymerase II cis-regulatory region sequence-specific DNA binding; protein binding. Bases 54 to 3230 code for a protein of 1058 amino acids.
GGUGGCCGGGACGAUGAUGUCAUCCGGCGGAUCGGGAUGACGUCAAACACAAAAUGGAUGUGAGCGAGUUGCGCCGAGGAGCGACAACACGGAGCGCGCGGACACGGGCUGAAAUGGAGUCUUUGGUGCACUACAGUAGCCCUGCUCAUGCCAUCUCUCUGCUAGGUGUCUUAAAUGAUCAGCGUUUGAGGGGUCAUCUCUGUGAUGUGGUUCUGGUGGUUGGAGAGAACCGUUUUCAGGCCCACAGAAGCGUCCUUGCGGCCAGCAGUGAGUAUUUCCAGGCUGUGUUUUCACGAACUGACUCAGAGAGCCGUACAGUCAUCCACCUUGACUUCUGUGAGCCCGAAGCUUUCGAGAUUGUGCUGAACUACAUCUACUCCUCAUCCUUGUUUGUGGACAAAUGUAGCCUGGCUGUCAUACAGGAGCUUGGGUACAGUUUGGGCAUUCCCUUCCUGACCAACAUCAUGUCCACAAGGCCACAGGUGUCUUAUUGUGUGUCUAGGAAGAGGCUGUCCUUCUCUGAGGAGGAUGAUGGCACCUUCCAGAAGAGAAGUGUUAUAGUACGUCAAAGUGGAUUGGGUGCAUCUCACAGAAUAAGUGGCUCCACCCUGCAGGGAAAAGCACCAAAACACACAGAUGGGACCUCAGACGAGACUCCACCUUCUCAAGCUUUCCGAGAACAGGCUCACCUUUCCUCAGGAGACAUGAAACCAAAUGAAAUGGGGACAUUCGUUCCAUCUGUUAGAUCAAAUGCUAACACGCAGCCAGAAGAUGGGGACACCAAACCUAUUGUUCAUAACCUUCCGUCCAUCCUCAAAGGCCAUGAAUACAGAUCACACUCUGGAAGGCCACAGUUGACUUCCUCUGUGUCGUUUAGUGAAUCUGUACAGCAUGCCAGCUUGCACUCUGCUGAUGACAAACCCGAAGCAGAACAAGUGCAUGAUUCAAAGCCAGUGUCUGGAAGCCAGCAAGGUCUGCCCAACCAUACCAUCGACAGGAGUGGGCCACUUAUUAAAAGCCUGUUGCGGAGAUCCUUGUCCAUGGACAGUCCAGUUCCUGUUUUUUCUCCAGUUUUGGAGCUAAAAGACUCACAAAGCAGAGAGCAGUCUGUUGUAAAAUUAGCAUCAUCAAAAAGGGCAGGGUCUCCACCAUCUGAAAGUAAGCAUCAAAUGUCUAGACAUGUGCCACCCCUCAUUCUCAGGUCUAAGGAACAAAAUACGCUUGAAAAAGAAGGCACUCAGGAAGCUGAGGUAAGGAUUAAAACAGAGCCUAGCAGCCCACUGGCUGACCCCUCAGAAAUCAUACGCAUUACAGUAGGGGACAAUCUACCAGUUAACUUUAAAGAUUUUCAGGGCAACUUUGAGGAAAGCCCUAGACCAUACUUUAGUCCUCUUUCGAAAAGGAAAAUGAAGCAAGAUGCUGGCUCCAGCUCAUUUAAAAGAUCCAGGGUUUUAAGAGAUGAACACCAGCUCAUGCAUGAGGAUGGCACAUCUGAUGAACAACCCCACAACUCCAACAGGGAUGAUGGCAGUCAGGAACCUGGAGAGCUGAGACCAAGCAAGAUGUUCAAAUGCUGGAGCUGCUUAAAGGUGUUCAGGUCAAAUGCUGGCCUGUAUCGCCAUGUGAACAUGUACCACAACCCAGAGAAGCCGUAUGCUUGUGACAUCUGUCAUAAGCGCUUUCACACCAACUUCAAAGUAUGGACACACUGCCAGACACAGCAUGGUGUGGUCCAAAACCCUGCCCCAUCCUCCAGCUCUUAUUCUGUGCUAGAUGAGAAGUUCCAGAGAAAGCUCAUAGACAUAGUGCGAGAGCGGGAGAUCAAAAAAGCCUUGAUUAUGAAGCUCAGGAGAAACAAGCAAGGCCUGCAGGCUCAAACCUUUGCCAAGAAAAACCGUAGAUCAAGAACAUAUGGAUGUUCCUAUUGUGGAAAAAUGUUCUUUUUCCAGUCACAUUUCAAACUGCACAUGAAAGUGCACACCGCUGAGAGAGCCGCAGUUAAUGCGCAAGAAGAUGAUGGUGGUCUACAAGAGAGGCAGGACCAAACCAGACACAUCAGGGAGAGCCUAGACAAAGAUGUGUUUCCUUGUAGGUUGUGCAAUGAGAAACUGUCCUCUUUUGCUGAGCUGGAGGACCAUGAGAGAGCUUGCAGGUAUGCAACUGUCUGCCCUUACUGUGGUCUCAGAUUCUCCAGCACAUUGGUGAAGAAAGACCAUGAGGCCCACUGCAAGUACAAAAAGCUAACCUGCCUGGAGUGCAUGCGUACAUUUAAGUCCUCUUUCAGCAUAUGGCGGCACCAAGUGGAAGUUCAUAACCAGAACAUAAUGACUGCAAGGGAGCAGCUUACUCAAGGCCACCAGGAUGCUAGCCGGGAAUCUUCGCAUGUUCUCAAAGCUAUACCACCACCAUCUCAGGAACCAGUGGGACAAAUCAGUGUAAACAGCAGAGAAGAAGCAGCUUAUAGUGAUUCCUCAGCUCCUGCCAACUUUGACUCAGAGGAUUCCUCAUCUUAUAUGCCAGAAGAUUUGAGUGCAUGUAAGGGCGAGCUGACUGUAAAAGAGGAACCUGAGGAAGCGGCCGUGACAGACAGGGAACAAGCCACAGGUGAACCCGUGGCCUUGGAUGAGCCAGGUGUUUGGCCUUGUGAAAAGUGUGGGAAACUCUUCAGCUCCCACAAAGACCUUGAACGGCACCAGGAACUUCUUUGCCACAUCAAGCCCUUCAUCUGCCACAUCUGCCACAAGGCAUUCCGUACCAAUUUCCGCCUAUGGAGCCACUACCAAUCCCAUAUGUCAACCUUCGAAGAUUCAGGGUCUAGGCAGGUGGACCGACAGCCACCCUCUCCAUCUUCUCCAUCUCCACCUUUGAUCAUCGCCCUCCAGGAACCUCAAACAUCAAGAGCAUCUCCGCCAAAUGUGACUCAAUCCGCAGCAACUGGACCAGAAGAGGAACCAAGGCAGUCCAAGUCUCCAGUGUCCAAACCUUCAAUGUCCAAGCCCAAAAGGUUGGAGCGAGAAAAAUCAGAAAACGGAGGUGAGGAACGUACUGUUCGCCGCUCAGAUAGCACAGACAAGCCAGUAACUUCUCAGGAACCAGACACCCUCUUCUACCAUGCCCCGACACUGUCUGCCCUUACCUUUAAGAGGCAGUACAUGUGCAAGCUUUGCCACAGGACCUUUAAGACUGCCUUCAGCCUGUGGAGUCAUGAGCAGAGCCACAGUCAUCUGUGAUUUAGGGUCCAAGGCUAACAGCGGACAUGGUAUUCCAAAAGAUAUCUCAGAGUUCUAGGGGUAUUUCACAAGUCAGGAAUUCAAUGUAAGUUAAAUAGUGUAUGUGAAAAUGUAAGGAUUGUCCAAUGGGACUUGCCUUGAUCCCUCAUCCUAUUGGAGAGGCUUGACAUUUAGCUUGUCUUGCUAUCUAAGAAAUCCUGCUUUGUGAAGUACCUGCCCCUUGAUCUGGAAUUUAUACUUGGGACAAGUCAAUUCUGAAACUGGGCUGUCAUCUCAGAUAUUUUGAGUGCAUACCCUGUGUCAGGUUCAGACAUACAUACAUGUACAGUCUCAGUUACAGUGUGCAAAGCCUGUUUGUAUAUAACUACACAUACAGUACCAAAGGUUUGGACCGUCCCAUUCUCAUUUAAUUAUUAUUUUGUAUGUUGUAGAUUCUAGAUGAUGUAGAUGAUGCCAACUUUGCCCAUUCUUGGCAUUCUCAUUCCAAACCACCUGGGUCAGGUGUUUGUGAAACACUUUUUUUCUACUACUAUUUUCAUAUAUGUUCCUUUAUAGUUUUUGAGUCUUUAACAUGAAUAUUAAUCUACAGUGUAGUGAAUAAAACAAGUAAAGGACAGAUAUUAAUGAGAAUGUAUGUCCAAACUUUUACUGGUACUGUACCAAUAUAACUUAUUCUCAGCUUUUCUGUAGUUAUUGGGGCAUCAACAAACAACAUCUCUGAUUGAGUUACACAUGUACAGAAUCUGAUCUGUUCUUAUCUUGUGCUCUUUUGUGUCCUUCAUGGUAGAGACUGUCAGGUUUUCCAAAAUGUAGUAAACAAUGCUCUACUGUACUAAACUAUACAGGUCUGCUUAGGAACCUGCAAUAACUCUCUGUUCAAAGUGCUUUGCCUAGGGUGUGCGGGAGUUUUAGUGGCCUUUACCUUCCUUCUGUUCAUUCACAUAUUCUUUUAUUGUGUAAUUCCAAAAAUAUCUAUUGCUUUCAUCAAUUAAAGCACAUUAGAUACAAGCAACUAUUAUAUAGUGUUCAGCAAAUAAUCUGCUCAAAACAAGGAUUUCUUUUUUUUCAUGGUAAAUGUAAUGUAUUGAAUUAUAAUAAGACCUUUAAUCAGUUUGUCUUGUAAAAGGAAUGAUGAAACAGUGGAAACCGAGAACACUCUUGGACAUGUUUUUGCUUAAAAGUCCUAUUUCGUUUAAACUGAACAAGAUUUUCUUUUGGAUGCAAUUAAUUCGGAAUGCCUUACUACGUUGCAGAAAUGGUUAUUGAAUAGAUUAUGUAAAAUAGUUCCUCAUCUUGAUCUUUAAUUUAUUUAUUUCAGAUGUUGAAUAAAUGUGCAUGAGUUAAAGCUUUAGUUUGAUAGUGGUGCAGAAGAAGAUAGACACAUAUUUAUGUGUGUUUUCCCCCCUGCAAUCACAAUACAUUUGUUCUUGUGCACAUUUACGGAUCUAACCAAAACCUGUAUUCAUAAUAACAGAGAUUCUUGUCAGAACGUUGGUUUUAUCUUUUUGUUGAGAAACGUUGUGCUCUUUGACACUUUAUAUAAUUCCUUGGUAGUUUAAUUCAGGAGUUUGUGAAUUAUAUUAAGUCAGUGAUUGUAUUGAACAAAUAGAAAACUUUAUAUUGUACAAAAGGCAGAGGGAGUGAUGUUCUGUAAACUGCGUGGUGAUGUGCAGUGUACACAAUUCCCUCGUAAACCAUAUGUACAGAACGUGCAGUAUCUGGGAGUUUUCCUCUCAUUAUUAAUGUUGUUAGAAGUUGGAGUAAGCCUUAGGACAUUUACACUCUAUUGGUACUGUAUCAGUACUUCAGCCGCACUGUAGUGUAAGGGUUCCUUACUAAAGUUAUACAGUAAUUAAUCAAGUCAUGAUGCAAGUAGAUAGUAAACUACAUGGUUUCGGGUUUCUUAUAUACAGUACCUCAUUAAUACCUGAUUUAUCUUAAGAGUUAUUAUAAACUUAAAGCACAAAGCGUUUAUAUGAUCAAAACAAAGGGGUUUUGUAGCAUUUUUUAACCAGAUCUCUAUUUUCUGCACCUGCAGAGCAUGGCAUCCUUCUAUGUUUAGACUGUUUAGAACAACUUGGUUAAAAAUAAAUAGAACAUUAUUUAUCACUUAGCCCAGAUACAGUCACUUACUGACUCGGUUUGGUGUCUGACAUGUGCUUUUUUAGUUUACAGCAUUGCUAAUGUUGUUAACUGAACUUAAACCUUCACCAGUUCUAGUCACACGGCCAAAAAUAUCUUGACUGUCUCAAAACACAGUUAGGUAAUCAUUAUUCAGGUACAAGUGUGUGUUUUUGAACACGACGCAACUGCCUUUAAUCUAGAAACAGACAAAAUUACUUCUCCACACAGCUGGAGUAACUUUUCCUUGCUGCUUUACCAAAUCAAGUGUAUUAAUGUAGCUUUUAUGAAAUAUUUUUGUUGUUAUUUUGGGCAUGUUUACAGAGACACACAGUCUUAAUCCUAAUUCUAAUGUUUGUUAGCAAUAUUAGCAUAGCAUCUCCCAUUUUAUACUAAGGAAGCACAAUUCAGAUAGCACACACGUUUUGGCUGAUGUGCUGCAUCUGGAGUCAAAGGUCAAUUAUGGUACUUUAGUUUUUUUCUUUUUUUUUUUUUUUUUUUUUUUUUUUCAGCGAAUUAUUCCUUUAAAAGGCAGUGAGAAGUUUCCGAAAUGUCCUUUUAAAGACAACUACUUUAGUAAAACGUAUGGGUAAUGGGUGCAUAGAAUAGAGAUUUGGUUGAGAAUUACUGCAGUAUUCCUUCUAACAUGCAAGGGUUUAAAAUGCAUUAUGAUGGUUGAUCCAUCUAUUGCUCUCUAUCUCUCUCUCUCUCUCUGUGCUUGUGGCCUGUGUUGUGGAGAGAAAUGUUAAGCUGAAACGGUUAUUCCUGAUAUGCUGCGUGCUUUCGCCCUCUCUCAUCCAUAUAAUGAUUAUCACAAAGCUGAUAUAUUUUAGAAGUGUUGGUGAUGAUGGUAUUGAUUCAUGGAGACAUUUCAUAACACAUUGAAAAAUACAGCAAUGGUUGGUUGUCACACUCUUGACUUUAAGUAUAUCCUGUGUGAAAGUUUUUAGGGUAACGGUUAAGAUUUGUACAUCACAACAUGUGACAUAAUUUCCUCUUUAUUUCAGUAAUCAGCUCCUUGUGAUUUUUUUGUUGAAAUUUAACUUGCUUCUCAAUUUAGAUUCUUCAGAGAUUGUAUGACCUUGAAUGAGAUGAUUACAAAUAGUUAUUAAAUGCAUAUAAGACAGCAUUUGUAUGUUCUUUGUUAAAUUUUGUACCAAUAUUUGUUUUCUGAAGAAAAAAAACAGGUAUAUCUUUUUGGUAUUUCUGUGGUAUCCCUGCAAUAACUAAUAUUUGUAUUUACAUGACUGGUUCUAAUCUAAUGUGGCUUUAAAAACUGCAUCAGUUUUUGUGUUUAGUGCUUCUUUUCUACUGUUUCACUGCUUGCUUUCUGAAAUAAAGGUUGAUCCUGUU